This is a messenger RNA of Dracunculus medinensis (Guinea worm), 456 nucleotides long. The record is from the annotation of a GenBank genome assembly. NCBI's taxonomy places the organism in Eukaryota, Metazoa, Nematoda, Chromadorea, Rhabditida, Dracunculidae.
UUCAAAAUGAAUAAUGUAUUGCGGAAUCAUGAAUCUAUAUUGCGAGCCAGAGCACUUGUCGCCUUUCAUAUGGGCAAUUUUCCAGAAUUGUAUCGUAUAUUAGAGUCACAUAAAUUUACAAAUGGAUCACACAGUAAGUUACAAGCAAUGUGGCAAGAAGCACAUUAUCAAGAAGCGGAAAAGCUUCGUGGAAGGCCGUUAGGACCAGUCGAUAAAUACCGCGUAAGAAAAAAAUAUCCAAUGCCACGGACAAUAUGGGACGGCGAGCAAAAAACGCACUGUUUUAAGGAGCGAACCAGAUCCUUAUUACGUGAAUGGUACUUACAAGAUCCAUAUCCAAAUCCGAGUAAAAAAAAGGAACUAGCUUCGAAAACGGGUUUAACAGCGAUGCAAGUGGGUAACUGGUUCAAAAAUCGACGACAGAGAGAUCGAGCUGCUGCCGCAAAGAAUAAGUAA